CCGGGCCCCGGGCCACCCUCCAGACGCGAUCCCCUGCUAGAGCCUCCCUGGUCUGGGGCAAAGUUGGUGGCCGCCUUCGCGCGGGCCGCGCCCUCCUUCUCUUCGCUGCCAUCCUCCCCCGGGGCCCGCGCCCGCCGCCUCCAGCACGCGCGUCGGCAGGCCCGGCAAGUGAAGUGGAGCGGCUCUCUGGGGGCGCCCCUUGCCCAGCCGGCCAGCCCGGCGCGCACGACGGGAGUCUCCCCGCACCCCUUCCUCUCCCGGGGGCCGAGAGGACUGGGCUCCGCCCCGGCGCCGCAGCUCCAGGCUCUCUGCCGCUGGGCUGCCGCCGGUGCCCCGCGCCCGGCGCGCGGGGCAGCCGGGGGCGCUGGCGGCGAGCGCAGGGCGGGGGGAGAGGAGCGGCGCAGAGGGGAGGGCAGAGGAGGAGAGAGCCUGGGAGCGGAGGAGCAGAGGCGGGCGCCGCACCGCCCCGCGCCCCGCACGCUCGCUCGCUCCGGAGACUCGCGGGCGGCCGCUUGGGCGCACUAGCCGGGUCACCUUGUCCCGGAGGAGAAAUGGGUUCCCUGAGGAAAGUGUGACCUACGUGCCCAGCCUGCCAGCCUGACGCCCAUCCGGGGAGGGAGGACCAUGGAUGGCAUCAUUGAGCAGAAGAGCAUGCUGGUGCACAGUAAAAUCAGUGAUGCUGGCAAGAGGAAUGGCUUGAUUAACACCAGAAACUUGAUGGCGGAGAGCAGAGAUGGUCUGGUGUCUGUUUACCCAGCGCCCCAGUACCAGAGCCACCGGGUGGGGGCCAGCACAGUGCCAGCCAGCCUGGACGGCAGCAAGAGUGAGCCAGUGCAGCAGCUGCUGGACCCCAACACCCUGCAGCAGUCGGUGGAGUCCCGCUACCGGCCCAAUAUCAUCCUCUACUCGGAGGGCGUGCUGCGCUCCUGGGGGGAUGGCGUGGCCACCGACUGCUGUGAGACCACCUUCAUCGAGGACCGCUCACCCACCAAAGACAGCCUGGAGUACCCCGACGGGAAGUUCAUCGACCUCUCAGCUGACGACAUCAAAAUCCACACCCUGUCCUACGAUGUGGAAGAGGAGGAGGAGUUCCAGGAGCUGGAGAGCGACUACUCGAGUGACACGGAGAGUGAGGACAACUUCCUCAUGAUGCCCCCGCGGGACCACCUGGGCCUCAGCGUCUUCUCCAUGCUCUGCUGCUUCUGGCCCCUGGGCAUCGCUGCCUUCUACUUGUCCCACGAGACCAACAAAGCCGUGGCCAAGGGGGACUUGCACCAGGCCAGCACCAGCUCCCGGCGGGCCCUGUUCCUGGCAGUGCUGUCCAUCACCAUCGGGACCGGCGUCUAUGUGGGCGUGGCUGUGGCCCUCAUCGCCUACCUCUCCAAGAACAACCACCUGUGAGCUUCCUGCGAGUGGACGGGGAGCACCCAGGGCAGGUCUGUGUGGGCAUGGAGGAAGCAGACAUGCCGCAUGACGCAGUGCAGUGCAAAUGAUUGCCAAAUGAUGCCACGAAGCCCUGGGAUUUCCUACCCGUGGAUUUCUUUUGUUUUUACCCUUUAAUUUCAUGUUCACAGCACUGUGUAGAGCACCAGACAGACGGGCACUGCUAAUCCUUCCAAAGGAAAGCUCCAAAGAUCCCAGCCCACAAGGCUGUCUCUGGAUAGGUUCUGGUGGAUGAAUGGCAGCGUGGCUCUCUGCAGCCUGCCAGUGCCCAGAGUGCCACCGCAUUAGCAAUAUACAAACAGUCCAAAAAAGUGUUUAUUUUUAUGGAAUACGGUGCAAUAGGCAGAGGACAAGGGACACGCCACUCUUCUGUCUGUGGCCCUGCUGGAAUCCUUUGUGUCCCCCCGAGUCCACAUGCCUUCCCUGCAAGACAAAAAUGGGGCUGGGAAGGAAGAGGUGACACCACGCUGGCAGGACCCCCGCUGCACUGCUCUGCAGACCCAUUGGCCUGACCCCGAGACACAGGGCCAGCAAAGCCCAGGACCUGCCCCCGUUCCUUUCCCUUCACCCUACCCAGCCUCGGGAUGUCAAGCCACCUCCGGAACAUGUCUACACUCCACAGCUACCCCGCAGCAAUACGCACUCUUGGGACCUCGCUGAUCCAGGAUGGGGAGGCAGGCCAUCGCCCCUCCCAAGACUCAAGAAACUGACCUGCGGUUGCUCCAGAAACUCGAGGCUCUGCGGCCGUGAGCACCGCCGGAGCCUAAAGACACGGGCUCUUCCCAGUCACGGCACUGGCGGGCAUUCACCCCAUCAUAAGCAGACACUAGUGAUCCCGGAAACGAGAUGGGCCUUACUCUGUCGACUAAAUGAAUAGCUAUUUUCUUGUCAUUUUUUUAAGUGCAACUCUUGCUUCAUGCUGCUUAAGUUACCAGACGAAUGCUGAGAAAUAAGUAAUCACAGACAUUUUAAUACCAUUUCAUUGCUGUUUUACGAGUGUUCAUUACUUAACAGAAAGUUAUCUUUUAGCUUUUU
Sapajus apella (tufted capuchin) is the source of this 2478-nucleotide messenger RNA. RefSeq names its product synapse differentiation inducing 1 (gene SYNDIG1). Lineage: Eukaryota; Metazoa; Chordata; Mammalia; Primates; Cebidae. Gene Ontology annotation, cellular component: synaptic vesicle membrane; excitatory synapse; intracellular membrane-bounded organelle. The transcript is spliced from 4 exons. Gene Ontology annotation, biological process: synaptic vesicle clustering; positive regulation of synapse assembly. The record is from RefSeq and is a predicted model, not a curated record. Bases 625 to 1401 code for a protein of 258 amino acids.